AUGAUUGAGAAAUUGGCUGAGGUAGAAGCUAUUCAGAAAGAGCAAGAAGCUAUUCAGACUGAGAUUGUUGAGAAAGAGGCUGACGUUACUGAGAAAGAUGCUGAGAUAGCUGAGAAAGAGGAUCAAGAUGUGGAUGAAGAGGAGGAAAAAGCAGAGGAAAGUGACAAGAAUCCUGAUGUCUUUCAAAAUGUGGAGGAAGAGGAGGAAAAAGUUGAGGAAAGUGAAGAUAAUCCUGUGGAGAGUCCCUCUGAAAAACAGGCUAAGCUAGCUGAGAAGUCAGUUGAAUCUGAUGUCGAUCAAGAUGUGGAGGAAGAGGAGGAAAAAGCUAAGGAAAGUGAAGAUAAUCCUGUGGAGAGUCCUGCUGAGAAACAGACUGAGCUAGCUGAGAAGUCAGUUGAGGUAGAAGUAAAGACUAAGCGCAAGCCUAGUCUCAAGGUCAUAGCAGCGUCGUAUGGCAUUCCCAGAGCUGAGAGACUAGCAAAAAUGAGAGCUGAAGCUGAAAAAAAAGAAAGUUAA
This is a messenger RNA of Brassica napus (rape), 516 nucleotides long. Its product is annotated as glutamic acid-rich protein-like. Bases 1 to 516 code for a protein of 171 amino acids. The record is from RefSeq and is a predicted model, not a curated record. Lineage: Eukaryota; Viridiplantae; Streptophyta; Magnoliopsida; Brassicales; Brassicaceae. The transcript has a single exon.